Molecule: messenger RNA, 1269 nt
Organism: Tinamus guttatus (white-throated tinamou)
Lineage: Eukaryota; Metazoa; Chordata; Aves; Tinamiformes; Tinamidae
Source: RefSeq, a predicted model, not a curated record
GUGUGGUCGGUGAACUCCGCAGGCCGGACGCCGAGUGCCUGGUCACGCUGCCGCACGGGGCCGGCGCCUCCCGAGGGCCUCGGGCCCCCCCUGUUUGACACGGUGGCGUCCACGGUGGCUGUGGUGAACAUCAGCCCUCCUCUUAAGCCAAACGGGUUAGUCAGUAUCUACAGGCUGUUUUCUAAUGAUACCAGAGGCACCAACGUAGUGCUCUCAGAAGGGACUGCCACCCAGCAGACAAUACAUGGGCUAAAACCAUUUACCACAUACACCAUUGGUGUGGAGGCCUGCACCUGUUUCAACUGUUGCAGCAAAGGACCCGUUGCCCAAAUCACCACGCAGCCAGCACCACCCUCCGAGCAGCCGCCUCCGCAGAUCCGCACCGUGACCUCCAGGAACGCCUCUUUCCAGUGGAGCGCCCCGCAGUCCCCCAACGGCAUCGUCACCAGCUAUGAGCUCCACGUGUAUAUGGCCUGUCCCCCGAAUCUACAGCCUGCAGUAAAGGCCUGCAGUCCUGGCCCAACUGAAGUGAAGUAUACAGGAAAAGGACAGAGUGCCAACGUGUCCAACCUUGAGCCUUACACAACGUACAACCUGAGAGUCGUGUCUUACAAUUCUGUUGGCAGCAGCGCCUCGGAAUGGGUUGGCUUCACUACUGAGAAGGAGCCACCUUGGUACAAGGCUCCCUUCUCAGUUGUCAGCAAUUUAUCUACCAUCCACAUAGACUGGAGUCGAACAUUUGUAUUGAACGGACGCCUGAAGGAGUACGCGUUGACUGAGAAUGGGCAGCGCAUCUACAGCGGCUUUGACACGGAGCUGUAUUUACCACGGACGUCUGACAGAACCUUUUUCUUUCAAGUGACCUGUAUCACUGAUGAAGGGACUGCCAAGACACCAGUCAUCAAAUACAGCACUGGAGAUGGGCUUGGUCUGAUCUUGACGACACCUGGCGAGAAGGACAAAGCAGAGGCCAAAAGUGCAAAAUUCUACAAUGAGCUGUGGUUUGCAGUGUUGAUGGUAGUUCUAGGUUUGAUCCUCUUGGCUAUUCUUCUCUCUUUAAUUCUUCAAAGGAAGGUCCACAAGCAACCCUAUGCACGAGACAGACCUCCUCUGGUUCCACUGCAGAAGAGAACAUCACCAAUGAGCGUCUACUCAUCAGGCGAAACCCAUGCGUUUGAGACUGUUGCGGACACAUCUGAUUCAUCCAGCAGUGUCACGCUCAAGAGUUACACGAUGCAUUUGGAGGUAGAGUUGUUGAGUGGUUGUUAG